Messenger RNA from Colossoma macropomum (tambaqui), 1263 nucleotides. RefSeq names its product thiamin pyrophosphokinase 2 (gene tpk2). The transcript is spliced from 8 exons. Bases 111 to 1007 code for a protein of 298 amino acids. Gene Ontology annotation, molecular function: 8-oxo-dGDP phosphatase activity. NCBI's taxonomy places the organism in Eukaryota, Metazoa, Chordata, Actinopteri, Characiformes, Serrasalmidae. The record is from RefSeq and is a predicted model, not a curated record.
CAUGGCGGCUGCCAUGAGCAGCAGGACAGGAGCGUUCAGAGCUGCUAAAUAAACUAUAUUUAAUAUAAAACUGUUUUUAUGCGCCAAUAAGGAGAAAAGCCGCAGUCGAGAUGAGUUUGUGGUCUGAAAAGGUGCUGCAGCUUCUGCGCCGGAUGAACAGCUUCUGUUCCCCAGGCUCCAGUUUAGAAAAGUGCCUGCGGUUUGAGGUCGUGGGGCAGCAGGUGGGCUGGGUUCCCCCGAACGUGGUGUCCGUCCUGAGCAGGUUCCCUGAAGUCUUCUGCCCUCCACAUGGGGGCGCUGUGGCUCUCUGCCCAGGGCUGGACUCUUUGGAGAGGAGGUCAGCUGCUGUGGAGGCUGUCCUGCAGGAGCUGAGGGACGGAGGAGCCUUCGCCUGUCUGAAAGGCUGGAGGAACGAGAGGUACGCGGUGAUGCCGAGGUACUGCGACGCUCCGCUGAUGCACAUGGAGAGAGCGGCAACCAGUCUGUUCGGCGUGAAGCGCUACGGCGUUCACGUUAACGGUUUCAGUCGGGAUGGAAACGGUAAUCUGAGCAUGUGGGUGGCGAGAAGAUCAAACACUAAACAAACUUACCCUGGAAAACUGGACAACCUGGCAGCGGGGGGGUUGGCGGCGGGCUGCAGUGUUAAACACACUCUGGUGAAAGAGUGUGAGGAGGAGGCGUGUAUCCCUGCAUCGGUGGCAGAGAGAGCGACACCUGUAGGAACCAUCAGCUACACGUAUGAAGAUGAAGAUGGAGUUUUCCCUGAGUGCCAGUUUGUGUUUGAUCUGGAGCUGCCCAGCAACUUCAGGCCUGAGAUUGGAGAUGGAGAAGUGCAGGACUUCUACUACUACCCUAUAGAGAAGGUGAAGGAGCUGCUUGCGACCGAGGAGUUUAAGCCCAACUGUGCCAUGGUGGUGCUGGACUUCCUCAUCAGACACUCCGUCAUAGAGCCUGACUCAGAGCCAUAUUAUCAGGAGUUUGUUGCCGGCCUGCACAGAUCACUGUAAACACUCCAGCUACGUCUGCACACAUUCUCCAUUUCCCCACGUUUACAUCUGAGUCCUGAAAAAAACACGACAAAUACUUACUCUAUAAGAUUUUUUAUUUUCUCUCAGUACUUUAAAACUCCGAAGAUGCGUUGGUAUACAAAAGAUUAUUGAUGCAUCAAAGGUUUUUUCUAUUCUCACAAUGAAAUGCAGAAUCUCUUAAGAAAUUACUUGCAUUUUAUAACAUGGCAAUAAAACAGUUUCCUCCAAAUCUUCA